AUGGGCAUCUUCAGUAAAUUGGUCAAAACCACCGUCGCAGGAAGCGUCGCUUCGGUCGGUGUAUUCUGGGGCGCGACUCGCAACGACAUCUUCCAGCACAUGGACGCAUCCGACCCCAUCUUCCAAUCUGCCCUCUUCAAUAAGUGGAACCCCAAUCGCAACCCGACUCUGCACGAUGUGUGCGUUCGUCAAAUGCCCCUGGACAAGAUUCAGCCCUCCCUAGUCGAGGAAAAGGGCAAGCUGGUGGAGGCCUUCUGUGCCGGUGUUUGGGGUGGCCUGGGUUACAUCCCCCAGCGAGCCUACCUUGAUCGGAAGUACCGUGGCCCCGAAACCGCCAGCCACUUGUGGGAUCGAUCUGACCUUCUCUCCAACACCUACGAAGUUGGCACAAUCGUGACGGACCAUUUCGAGGUGGUCGAGAAGACCGAAGACCGCAUCGUCGUCCGCUGCGGAGACACUCCCCGAAACCCCGACGUCCGCGCCUCCGACGGCCUGUUUGAAAUCGCUGCUGUGGUCAAGAAGGAACAGAAUGUCGCCGAGUUCAGUCUAAAGAGCUGUUUCUACCAAGGCGCCGGAAAGGCAGAGGCACCUCCCAUGGACGAUAAGAUUGCUUGGGCCCACCGCCAAUACACGAAGCUCUUGCUGGAGACGGCUGUUCUCAAGAAGUGCGUGAAAUAA
Messenger RNA from Penicillium olsonii, 678 nucleotides. NCBI's taxonomy places the organism in Eukaryota, Fungi, Ascomycota, Eurotiomycetes, Eurotiales, Aspergillaceae. The record is from the annotation of a GenBank genome assembly.